Messenger RNA from Pygocentrus nattereri (red-bellied piranha), 2425 nucleotides. Its product is annotated as homeobox protein Hox-C8a-like. Gene Ontology annotation, cellular component: nucleus. The record is from RefSeq and is a predicted model, not a curated record. Gene Ontology annotation, molecular function: RNA polymerase II transcription regulatory region sequence-specific DNA binding; DNA-binding transcription factor activity, RNA polymerase II-specific. Gene Ontology annotation, biological process: regulation of transcription by RNA polymerase II. The transcript has 2 exons. The coding region runs from base 422 to 1186 and encodes 254 amino acids. Lineage: Eukaryota; Metazoa; Chordata; Actinopteri; Characiformes; Serrasalmidae.
GCUCGCGCUGCUCAAGGUAGACGUCUAAGAACGCAACGAGGAAGGGAGGGGGUUGAAGGUUGGCGAGGAAAAGGAGGGGGGGGGUGGUGGUUGAGGGGCGCAGACACCGUUUGUGGCUGUCUGAAGAGCUAACCAGACCCAGGAACCAUUCACGACAUGAACUGGAUUUAAGAUUCCAAAUAGAAGGCAAAUCAGAACCGGAAGACAGGAGGGAACUGCAGUACAAAGAAAGGAGUAGAUGUGUUUUUUUUUUUGGAGGCUGAGAGCUGAAGACUUCCUUGACUCACCUUUAUUUUCUAAAUAGGUCCACAUUUUUGGUGGCACGUCUGGCGUUUUGGGGUAGAGUUGAGCUCGAAAGUAGCGAAUGUCACUUGUUUAGCAGCACAAACACCACUAUCCUCGGAGGAAGCCCAAACGAGACAUGAGCACCUAUUUCGUAAACCCGUUGUACUCCAAGUAUAAAGGCAGUGAGAGGCUGGAGCAGAGCUACUACGACUGCAGGUUCCCCCAAAGCGUCACUCGGAGCCACGCGAUAGUUUACGGGGCUGGAUCAACAGCGGCUCCGGGAUUCCAGCACGCAUCCCAUCACUCGCAGGAUUUCUUCCAACCGGGACUGUCGACCCCUGGUUAUCAGCAGAGCCCCUACGCUUUGGCGUGCCACAGCGAUGCCACCACGUUUUAUGGCUACGAAGCAUUUCCGAGGCAAACGCUUUAUGGGGCUCAGCAAGAGGCGAGUGUGGCGCAGUAUCCAGACUGUAAAUCUUCCUCUGGCACCAAUCUAGGAGAACGACAAGGCCAUUUGAAUCAAAAUCCGCCCGGUCUUAUGUUCCCUUGGAUGAGACCCCACGCACCAGGUAGGCGUAGCGGCCGGCAGACAUACAGCCGUUACCAAACCCUGGAGCUGGAGAAGGAGUUCCUCUUCAACCCUUACCUUACACGCAAACGGCGCAUCGAAGUGUCGCACUCGCUGAAGCUAACGGAGCGGCAAGUGAAGAUCUGGUUCCAGAACCGACGCAUGAAAUGGAAGAAAGAGAACAACAAGGAUAAAUUUCCGGGUCAGAGAGACGAGACAGAGGCUGAGGGUGAGGGAGAUGGAGAGGGAGAGGGAGAAGGAGAGAGCGAACCGAAGGGGGAUGAGCAGCGACAAAAAAAGGAAACGGCAGAAGAAGAAGAGUCAAAAGAGUGAUUUUAUGGCCUGCUUUUUAUGGUUAUAUGACUUCAAGUUGAGCCUCUGUGUGCAUGUGUGGAGAGAGAGAGAGAGAGAGAGAGAGAGAGAGAGAGAGCGCACUUUUUACGAGCACGGUGGGAAAGAAGUAAAAAAAAAAGUUAAACACACAAUAAAAGCUCUUUCCUUCUCACUGAUCACCACCACAAUGCGAACAUCCUCAGCCAAGUGCUAAGGUGCAUUUUCCAAAAACUCCUAAUAUGUAAGCCACUCCUAAGGAUGCACUUCAGACUUUUAUUCUUUUAUUCUGUAGCCAGAUCUGUGCGAAGUUUGGUGGGGGAAUCGCAAAUUUGGAGCAUGAUAAAAUUAAGCCCUUGGUUAACAUGUUUAAAGACUUCUGCAUAAACAUUGGUCUACAUACUCAGAUUAACCUUGAACCAAUAUGAGGCUUAAAUCAGCCCUGAAUGUUUAGGCCUGUGAGCUUUGUUUGUGUACCAAAACAUUCGCACAUUACGAUUGAGUUCGACCCACAAUGUGUUGGAACAGCUAAUAAGCUGAACAAAAUCAAGAUUUUACAUCAAACCAAACCUCCAAAACCUCUGCCCUGUUUCACUUUUUACUGUGCUGUAAAAUGAUUAUUUUUCCGUACUUUUUUUCAUAAGUUAGCUGUAGGCUGUAGAGUGCUUGUGUCUUUUUAGGAAAGUAGUUCUUAUAAUAAUCGCCUAAUCAUUUUUGCAUGUGAUGCUACCUAACAGGGGGGAAUUUGCAGUGCUUCUUUUCAAUGUGUUAUUCGAAAAAUUGACGCAAACAUCCAAAACAAUGAUCUAAACGACCUCAUGCAUCUGGUUCUGUGUGAAAUGUUUGCCACCAUUCAUCCAUUUCUCACUUGCUCAUUUCACACUUUCUCAUAUAACCACUUUAACUCAGAUUUAUAUAAACCUUAGCUGGUAGAGCUGACUUUACUUGAUCUGUGAAAUUGACCACACUAUUUAUAUAGCAAAUGAAGGAGUUUUCGCGCUGAUCAACUUCGACUACCUAUCGACAUGCGUUUGGUGUAAUGAAUGUCAGUAUUUCCAAAACGUUUCUAUAACAUUAUGAUGUUUGUGCAUUUGACAAGUUGUCAUAAAAGAUAAAGGGUUGUUUUGGCUGUAUAUGGAAGCAAUGAUAACAUCAGUCACUGAAAUAUUUCUGCAAUUGUUUUCUAUAUUUUAUUAGAAUGUGUGUCUUUCACGCUGAAACAUAAAUAAAGCUGAAAAAUUA